UCUCUGGCUGCUUCUCCAGCUCUGCUCUGAUUGAUGUGCGAAGUCUGAGGCUUCAGCCAGAGGUCGAGGAAUAAAUAGAUGCCGCUGCGUCCCAGGGCAGCGCACAUUGGGAGAGAGGAGCCGAAGGGGCGGGAGCGGCGCUCGGGGAAGCUCGUGGGACUCCACGAGGGGACUCUGACCCGGCCACGCGGAGAGGAAGGAGAGGCUCCGGAUCGAUCGAUCCCCGUGUCUGCUUCCCCCGGGCGGGAGGAGACCUCGGAGCUGACAACUCGCUGUCCCGCCGGAAUCAUGCUGCUGCUGCUGCUGCUGCGGGCCGGGCUGCUCGCCCUGGCUGCCCUCUGCCUGCUCCAGGUGCCCCGAGGAGCCCGGGCAGCAGCCUGUGAGCCCGUCCGCAUCCCCCUGUGUAAGUCGCUGCCCUGGAACAUGACCAAGAUGCCCAACCACCUGCACCACAGCACCCAGGCCAAUGCCAUCCUGGCGAUCGAGCAGUUCGAAGGUCUGCUGGGCACCCACUGCAGCCCCGACCUCCUCUUCUUUCUGUGCGCCAUGUACGCGCCCAUCUGCACCAUUGACUUCCAGCACGAGCCCAUCAAGCCCUGCAAGUCGGUGUGCGAGCGCGCGCGGCAGGGCUGCGAGCCCAUCCUGGUCAAGUACCGGCACGCGUGGCCCGAGAGCCUGGCCUGCGAGGAGCUGCCGGUGUACGACCGCGGCGUGUGCAUCUCUCCCGAGGCCAUCGUCACCGCCGAGGGGGCCGAUUUUCCCAUGGAUUCGAAUAAUGGAAACUGUAGAGGGGUAAACAGUGAACGCUGCAAAUGUAAGCCAAUUAGAGCUACACAGAAGACCUAUUUCCGGAACAAUUACAACUAUGUCAUUAGAGCUAAAGUCAAAGAGGUGAAGACUAAGUGCCAUGAUGUGACUGUAAUAGUGGAGGUGAAGGAGAUUCUCAAGGCAUCUCUGGUGAACAUUCCGAGGGACACUGUGAGCCUCUACACCAGCUCUGGCUGCCUGUGCCCUCCACUGCACGUUAAUGAGGAAUAUAUCAUUAUGGGCUAUGAAGAUGAGGAGCGCUCCAGGUUACUCCUAGUGGAAGGCUCUAUAGCUGAGAAAUGGAAGGAUCGACUUGGUAAAAAAGUGAAGCGCUGGGAUGUGAAGCUCCGUCAUCUUGGACUGAGUAAAACCGACUCUGGCAUUGGUGAUUCCACGCAGAAUCAGAAGUCUGGAAGGAACUCCAACCCUCGGCCAGCACGCACCUAAAACCCAAAUUGCACAAAUAACAUCAAUGGACUUUCCGUGAAGACUUGCAUUGCUGGACUGGCAAAGGAAAAUUGCACUAUUGCACGGCAUAUUCUAUUGUUUACUACAAAAAUCAUGUGGUAACUCAUGACAUUUCUCUUUCCUUUUUGUUUUUAAUCCCACCUUUUAAUGGCCUGGGGUUAGAGCCUUAAAUAAUAUUGUAUGUUUUCUAUUUUACUAAACAUGGGGAAACUGAUCUUUUGCAAUAAUAGUAAAUUAAACAUGCUGAUCCCAGGACCUCUUUGCUCGAGUUCCCAGAUGUUAAUUUUGUUUUCUGCACUCAGAUUGGGAAUGUAACAGUGAUGUAAAGAGAGAUUUCUGGUAUACAAAGAAAGCUAGAUAUGCUGUGAAAUAGUCUCUUGCUGAUCUAAUUACAGUGUAUGCCUUUGGGCAUUCUCCUUAUGCUUAGAAAGUUCUAAAUGUUUAUAAAGGUAAGAUGGCAGUUUGAAAUCAAAUGCCGCACAGGCAAAGCAAUUAAGCACCAGGAAACAUUUAUGAGAUAAUGACACACAGGAUGACUUAUUUUCAAGAUUGGCAGGAAGCAAAAUAAAUAAAUAGUGUUAGGAGCCAGGGAAAGAACACUUUCUUGAUUGGGAAGCACAAUCAAAACCAGUAGCCCUGAAGGCAUGAACAGUAGUAGCCUUCCUCUACUGGCCACAUGUUUGAUUUGUUCCUGAAUGCGUUAAUCAGCAGUAAGGAAGUGACUUACAAUCAGUCAUCUGCUAUUAUCACCAUAGUUCUGUAUAAUCUGAUUGUUUUCUAAACUCCUUAGUGAAAGUUUCUCUCUCAAUCUCUUUCUGUCUCUGUCUCUUUCUCCUUUCAUAAUAAAAUGGACUUGCUGUGUUGAUCAGGAAAAGAAAGUAUGUAUGCAUGUGUACCAAGACUUUGUUUUUUUCAAAGAUAUGUAGCUCUAUAAAAUGGAGUGGUUUACAGUAUGGUGAAACAUGAAAAGUGUUUUCUUUUUCAAAAAUUUGGUGUGUGUGUGUGUGUAUGUGUGUGUGUGUGUGUGUGUGUGUGUGUGUGUGUUUCUAUAUUUGUGUGCAUGUGGGUUUAUGCACUCACACACAAACUUGACUAAAUUACAGGCCUGGGCACUAGCUUAGAAAUUAUUAUUUGGAUUUAUAUUGUUUAAUGCUUAGUCAAAAAAUGCCUAAUAAAAAGAAUUACGGCUGUCCGGACAGAGGUACUCUGACUUUUGAACCAAAUAUACAUUCUCAUUAUCCAAGCUGCAGUAAAACCCCCUGGGACUAUGGGAGGAAAUCAUGUUGUACUUCCUUCCUCCAGGCGGGUUCCUUAGAACAUGUGCCAAUCACUUGAAAGUCUCCUUCCCUGUGAUUUACAUGUGUGAUACUCUAGAACCAACUUUCUAACUGGUUUGCUAAAAAUAAAAUGCAUCUGAAGCAAA
This is a messenger RNA of Dipodomys spectabilis (banner-tailed kangaroo rat), 2698 nucleotides long. RefSeq names its product frizzled related protein (gene Frzb). Gene Ontology annotation, molecular function: Wnt-protein binding. The record is from RefSeq and is a predicted model, not a curated record. Gene Ontology annotation, cellular component: cytoplasm. The transcript has 6 exons. Gene Ontology annotation, biological process: canonical Wnt signaling pathway; non-canonical Wnt signaling pathway. Bases 79 to 1254 code for a protein of 391 amino acids. NCBI's taxonomy places the organism in Eukaryota, Metazoa, Chordata, Mammalia, Rodentia, Heteromyidae.